Molecule: messenger RNA, 2513 nt
Organism: Varanus komodoensis (Komodo dragon)
Lineage: Eukaryota; Metazoa; Chordata; Lepidosauria; Squamata; Varanidae
Gene: AGXT2
Product: alanine--glyoxylate aminotransferase 2
Exons: 14
Coding region: 148-1554 (468 amino acids)
Biological process (GO): glyoxylate catabolic process
Cellular component (GO): mitochondrion
Molecular function (GO): L-alanine:glyoxylate transaminase activity; pyridoxal phosphate binding
Source: RefSeq, a predicted model, not a curated record
GUCGCGGCUCAGCUCGAAGGGGGCCUCUUUCUCCGGCGUCUGUCCCGGCUCCUGGCCGGGAACAGACCCAGCACGGCGGGGCUUCCCUUUAGGAGAGAGCUCUAUAGGCAACAGGAACGGAAAAACUCUUUCAACUGGCAAUCAAAAAUGCCUCCUUGUGACUUUUUACCUGAAAAAUAUGAGUCCUAUCCCUUGGAGCGUAUGCUGCAGAUCCACAAACAGAAUGUUUCCCCAUCCCUGUCCCCCAUAUACAAGAAGCCCCUGCUGAUUUGUCAGGGGCACAUGCAGUGGCUGUUUGACUCAGAAGGACGGAGGUACCUCGACCUCUUUGCGGGAAUUGCCACCGUCAGUGUGGGUCAUUGCCACCCGAAGUUAACAACAGCGGUGCAGAAACAGCUUGGGCGCUUGUGGCACACCAGCAGUAUCUAUAUGCACCCAGCAAUCCAAGAAUAUGCAGAGAAAUUGACCAUGCUGCUUCCAGAACCCUUAAAGGUGAUUUAUUUAACCAAUAGUGGUUCUGAAGCCAAUGACUUGGCAAUGUUGAUGGCAAGAGUUUUUACACGCAACUUUGACAUCAUUUCUUUGAGAGGCAGCUACCAUGGGAGUAGUCCUACCACAAUGGGCUUGACAAACAUUAUAAAUUACAAGCAUAACGUUCCCAGUGGGUUCGGCUGCCAAACGACCAUGUUGCCUGAUGUUUUUUCUGGCCCCUGGGGAGGAAGCUAUUGUCGAGAUUCUCCAGUGCAAACAAUUCGAAAAUGCACCUGUUCUCCAGGUUCUUGCCAUGCAAAGGGCCAGUAUGUAGAGCAACUCAGAGACACGUUAAGGACUUGUGUUCCAAAGGCAUUAGCUGGAUUUAUUGCUGAGCCUAUUCAAGGUGUCAAUGGAGCUGUGCAGUAUCCCAAGGGAUUCCUAAAGGAGGCUUAUCAGCUGGUCCGUGAAAGAGGAGGAGUGUGCAUUGCAGAUGAAGUCCAGACUGGAUUUGGCCGAACGGGCAGCCAUUUCUGGGGAUUUCAAGGACAUGAUGUGGUUCCUGACAUUGUUACCAUGGCAAAGGGAAUGGGUGGCGGCUUUCCAGUGGCAGCCGUUGUCACGAAGCCAGAGAUCAUGGAUGCCUUGGCGCAAACCAUCCAUUUCAACACAUUUGGAGGGAACCCAGUGGCCUGUGUGGCUAGUUCUGCUGUUCUGGAUAUAAUAGCAGAAGAUGGUUUGCAGGAAAACAGCAAGAAUGUGGGAACACAUUUGCUCUUGGAGCUUGCUAAGCUACGGGAUAAAUUUGAAAUCGUUGGAGAUGUCCGUGGAAAAGGGCUUAUGAUUGGCAUACAGAUGGUCAAGAAUAAGGAAACUCGCCAGCCUCUUCCAGCUGAAGAAGUGAAUGAGAUCAUGGAGGACUGCAAAGAUAUGGGAGUGCUAAUUGGGAAAGGAGGAAUACAUUUCCAGACCAUUAGAAUUAAACCUCCAAUGUGCAUCACUAAGGAAGAUGCGGAUUUUUUUCUGGAAGUUUUUCAUGCAGCCUUAACAAGACAUAAAGAAAGAAGAGCAGCUGCAAAUUAGCAUUUCGCAAGUGCUCUGCUGGAUGCCUACUAACUUCGUGCUAGAAGUUAUCUAUUCCUGUAAUUAAAACUCUGCAGCUGACAAAUGAGAAGUGUUUUGACAGGUUUACUGUGAGAAACACCACUGGGAAUGCAGCCACCAUAUGGGGCACUGCUCCCCUCUGUGCAGCUAGAAACUAAUUGGCACAUGCCCAUUUCGACUUCCUAUCUAGCACCAGGCAGCUAUAAAUGGAAACAGUCCUUGGGCACCGGUUUCCCUUGCUGGCUAAGAAUUGUCUAUCAGAACAUAGGAUGCCUGUGUGGUUUCUGAGCCCACAGCUUGUUGCCAUUUUUACAAAGCCAGUAAACAGCUUUGGUUGGGGAUAUGGAAGAGCCCUCCCUUUCCCACCAAACAGGAUUUAACUUUUGUAAACAAGGCAGGGAAGCGAUGACCAUACCGCCUUGCCUGCCUCACCUAUUCUGUGAGCAGGAAAGAGCCAGUGCCAUCUUUCAAGUAGCACACCCUCCAUUUCCGACGUUUAGGCACUCUGCCUGAACACGUCAUUGCACGUGUAGCCAGAAGUGUGUUGCCCAUGCACAACGGCAUGUGAUGAGCAUACCUGACCAAUGCUAUCUGAAGGACUGACUUCAUUAAGGUUGCUCUACCCUGACCCAGCAGCAAGGGCGCUGGGAUGACAGGGACAAUGACACAGUCUUCUCAGUGUUGGCUCCAUUCCCCUGGAAUUCUCUCACAAAGGAGAUAUGUACAACCACUUUAUUACCAUUGCCUUUCAAACAUGUGCCAAUUAAUUUGUUCCAGAUUGCAUUUCAUGCUUACAAGUCACCGCUGCUGUGUAUGAGUCUGUUUAAUUCUAAUGUAUAACUUGAUGUUUUUCCACUAUUGCAAGUUGCUUCAUGAGGGCGCCAUGUGCAUUAAAAGGCAGAUUAAAAAAUUGAAAUCAAACCAGGCCCUACUUGCAU